AUGGGGAAGUCUGAUAUAGAAAUUGCAGUUCUAAGGCAUAGAAAAGCCAGGAUUAGGGAAUUACGCCACAGGCAACUGCUUCAUACUGCUGACGUUUCACCCCCUGAGGCGAUCAACUACAUGGCACAAGGAAUAUAUAUGGUAGCCACACAAGCAGCUCCCGGAGGCCACGCACCGGCUGUGGUCGUUCUUAUUAACCACAUAAACCAACUUCCGCUUGGAAUGCAAAUUUUCCUGAGAGAAGGAAGACAGGUAGACGUUGGAGAUGUUUGGGUAGUGCAGAACAAUGAAGGAAACACUGCCCUGCACCUAGCCUUGAAAGCAAAUCAUCAACAAGUUGCUUUGCUUCUCGUUGGACUCGAUCAAAGGGUUUCUUUCGUUCCUAACGAAGAGAGAGCAUCGCCCUUGUACAUGGCAGCUGAAGCUGGAGAUGCGUUACUUGUGGGCCAAAUGUUAAAUGAACCUGCUACUCGCUUUGAAGGAAAAUCAGUUGUGCAUGCUGCAAUCAAAAGCAGAAAUAUAGCUAUCUUAAAUCUUCUGUUAGUUCCCAACCGCCAAAACCUCUUCAACGCAAGGGAUGAAGAAAAAAGGAGCGUUCUCUCAUAUGCAGCUUCCGUAGGAUAUGAUGAUGGAGUACAACGUCUAUUACAGGCGUUUGAAAAUAUUGCUUAUGUUAGGGAUCCUGAUGGCUUCUUCCCCAUCCAUUCUGCUUGCAGAAGAGGUCAUUUGGGCGCUCUGCAGGCUAUCUUGCAAUCCUGUCCUGACACUAUAGAGCUACUUAACCUACAAGGUCAAAAUGUCCUCCACGUUGCAGCUGAAUGUGGGAAAACCGAAGUUGUCAAAUACAUUCUCAGAAACGAACAGUAUGCAAACCUCAUAAAUCAGAAGGAUCAUACAGGAAACACUCCACUACACUUGGCUACAGUGUUCUGGUAUCCAAUGAUUGUCCAUAUACUUACAAAGGAUGAAAGGGUUAACGUGGGUGAACAGAACAAAUUGGGCUUUACAGCUCUUGAUGCAGCUGAGGAAUGUAUGGAUUUGAACCCCACUUUCCGUGAGCGACUGACAUGGAUGGCUUUAGUAUGUGUUGGUACACCAAGAGCUCUAAAAUUGAUGCCCUAUGACUCAUUUUUGGCACCUGUGCCUCAGGAAGGAAUCAUCCAGUCCAAUGAGAUGCCAUCUGCCAAAAAAUACAAGGAUAGAGUUAACACCCUGCUGUUGUUGGCUAUACUCGUUGCGACUGUUGCAUUUUCUGCAGGUUUCAGUGUGACAAAAGUACCUGAGGGAGAAAAACAUUGGUAUAAACCAGUUGCGUUGCAAGUCUUUGUGGUUUCAAACACAAUAGCGAUGUACAGUUCUGUUCUCACAACUGUUGCUCUCAUAUGGGCACAGCUAGGCGAUCUGGUGUUGAUCCUCAAUGUCUUCAAGGUGGCGCUGCCGCUUCUUGGCAUAGCUCUUAUUUUCAUGUCAUUUGCUUUUCUAGCUGGUAUGUUUGUAGUGGUGGGAAACCAGCUGUGGCUUCAUGUGUUGCUCCUUGCAUCAGGCGGCAUCUUCUUGGGCAUGCUUGUUCUGCUGGUUGUUCCUUUUGUCUGCCCUUAUACUUCAAAACCAUCCCUUUUCAGGUAUGUCUGGCGUUACCCUUUUUGGCUUCUUCUUAUGCUCAUUGUGCGGGAUGAUAACGACGAUGACUUGGAAUGA
Molecule: messenger RNA, 1698 nt
Organism: Brassica oleracea var. oleracea
Lineage: Eukaryota; Viridiplantae; Streptophyta; Magnoliopsida; Brassicales; Brassicaceae
Product: ankyrin repeat-containing protein At5g02620-like
Exons: 4
Coding region: 1-1698 (565 amino acids)
Cellular component (GO): plasma membrane
Molecular function (GO): protein phosphatase regulator activity; protein phosphatase 1 binding
Source: RefSeq, a predicted model, not a curated record